CCCACGAUGCCUCUACUGGAAAAAGCCCCAAAUCAAACAGUGGCAAAGCCUCCCAGCAGUGCAGAGGAACCUUGCCUACCCAAACUGCCAGUACCCCCUCUGCAAAAGACUCUGGCCACUUACCUGCAGUGCAUGAAGCAUCUGGUGCCUGAGGAGCAGUUCAGAAAGAGCCAAGCAAUUGUUCAAGAGUUUGGAGCCCCUGGUGGCCUUGGUGAGGCCCUGCAACAAAAGCUUCUGGAGCGACGGGAGAAGACAGCUAACUGGGUGUCUGAGUACUGGCUGAACGACAUGUAUCUCAAUAACCGCCUGGCCCUGCCUGUCAACUCCAGCCCAGCUUUGAUCUUUGCACAACAGAACUUCCAGGACACCAAUGACCAGUUGAGGUUUGCAGCCAACCUCAUCUCUGGUGUGCUCAGCUACAAGGCUCUGCUGGACAGCCAUUCCAUUCCCGUCGACUGUGCAAAGGGCCAGCUGUCAGGACAACCGCUUUGUAUGAAACAAUAUUAUGGGCUCUUUUCCUCCUACCGUCUACCUGGUCACACUCAGGAUAUACUGGUAGCCCAGAAGAGCAGCAUCAUGCCUGAGCCUGAGCAUGUCAUUGUAGCCUGUCAAAACCAGUUCUUUGUCUUAGACGUUGUCAUUAAUUUCCGCCGUCUCAGUGAGGGGGAUCUGUUCACUCAGUUGAGAAAGAUAGUCAAAAUGGCUUCCAACGAGGACGAGCGCUUGCCUCCAAUCGGCCUGCUGACGUCAGACGGGAGGAGUGAUUGGGCCGAGGCCAGGACUGUCCUCGUGAAAGAUUCCACCAAUCGAGACUCGCUGGACAUGAUUGAACGCUGCAUCUGCUUGGUGUGUCUUGACAUCCCAGGGGGUGUAGAGCUGAGUGACACUAAUAUGGCCCUCCAGCUCCUUCACGGUGGAGGCUGUAGCAAGAAUGGAGCCAAUCGCUGGUACGACAAGUCUUUGCAGUUUGUGGUGGGCAGGGACGGGGUCUGUGGCGUGGUGUGUGAGCACUCCCCUUUUGACGGCAUCAUCCUAGUGCAUUGCACCGAGCACCUGCUCAAGCACAUGAAGGAAAGCAAUCAGAAGCUAGUCCGAGCAGACUCUGUCAGUGAGCUCCCGGCCCCCAGGAGGCUCCGGUGGAAAUGCUCCCCUGAAAUCCAAGGCCACCUCGCCUCCUCUGCAGACAAGCUUCAAUGGAUUGUGAAGAACCUUGACUUCACUGUUUAUAAGUUCAACUUCUAUGGGAAAACGUUUAUUAAGCAGCAGAAGUGCAGCCCUGAUGCCUUCAUUCAGGUUGCCCUCCAGCUGGCCUUCUACAGGUGCCAUGGAAGGCUCAUGCCCACCUAUGAGAGUGCAUCCAUCCGCCGGUUCCAGGAAGGACGAGUGGACAACAUCCGGUCAGCCACUCCUGAAGCCCUGGCUUUUGUGAAGGCCCAGACUGUCCACAAGGCCUCCACCUCGGACACAGAGAAACUACUGCUCUUGAAGGAUGCCAUCCAUGCACAAACGGAGUACACAGUCAUGGCUUUAACAGGUAUGGCCAUCGACAACCAUCUGCUGGCACUGAGGGAACUGGCCCAGGAAGUAUGCACAGAGCUGCCUGAAAUGUUCACAGAGGAAACGUACUUGAUGAGCAAUCAUUUUGUCCUGUCCACCAGCCAGGUACCUACAAACAUGGAGAUGUUUUGCUGUUAUGGCCCCGUGGUUCCCAAUGGGUAUGGUGCCUGCUACAACCCGAAGCCAGAGAGCAUCCUCUUCUGCAUCUCCAGUUUUCACAGCUGCAAAGAGACCUCUUCUAGCAAGUUUGCAAAAGCAGUGGAGGAAAGCCUGCUUGAAAUGCAAGAACUCUGCCUCCUUCCCGCUCCUACUGUGAACAAGCCACUGACAGACAAGGGGAAAAAGGCUGCAAAGCCUGGCUUCUGACUCCGCUAGGCUUCAGUUUCACUUCCCUCACCUUCCAUAGUCUGCAGCUACCAGGCCCUUCCAAACCUCUGCUCACCCCUUCAUCUUAGCUUUCUGCAGUCUUCCAAUUCUCAGACCCAAAUCAGAGACUACACCAAGGCAGUUUUAAGAGAUAGGUGUCUUUCUUAUGCAUGGACAUUGCCAUUCCUUGUGGAGAUGCCCUCUGGCCUUAGGAACUGGAAAGAAAGUCCAGUGAUGGAGGAAGUGGCAAGUAAGCUCAAGUUAUGAAGGCAGGGCUUGUCCUGGCUCCUCUGGUAGCCAAAUGUACCUGCUCCUCAUCCAGCCAGGCAGAGCAUGUGCAGGUGAGGUUUUUGCGCAAGAAAAGAAUGAGUCACCCUAUUAUAGGGGGAGUUGUUUUCACAUUCUCAGCAUGCUGAUCUUCAGGGUGAGUUCUACCAUGAGUUGGAAUCAACUCAGUGGCCAUGGGUUCCAAGUCUGCAUGCACAGUACUACUGGCCACGCUGUGAAAGAAAGCUGUACAAGGCAGGCUUCACAUGAGUCAAAAAGUUGGGCCAUGCUGUUCUGAAAGGGAAGACACAUCGUCUGCUGCUGUUCCAGAAGUAUUGGGAGUUACUGUUCUUCUUCACUCUCUCAAUGAGCUGAGGCACACAGCCAAGGACAGAUGGAGAGGAGUAUACCUAGCCCCAGCAGAAGGCACCUUGUGGGCACAAGGGCCCUGCCACUGCACUCUUUUUGGUUAUUUUCCCAAACCCCUUCCCACAAAACAUGCUUCAUUGGUGGUCUAUUUUUUUUUCCAAUGGAGCAGGGAAAGGUUUGCUUUGGGGUUUCUUUAGGUCGGUGGGGGGAGAUGUAGAAGGCAAUGUUUUGUUUCAAAACAAACCAUUAUGGCAUAAAUUUCAGGAAAAAAACUACCACAGUGACUUUAGCAUCUUAAUGGAUUAAAGGAGGCAGGUUCUUGCCUGGUGAGGGCAGGCUAAACAGCAGUGGCUGGGAGGAGGGGAUGGCCAGGCCAGUGUGAGCACUGACUGGGGGCACCCUGUAGGUCUGAAGCUGAGGGUGGAGUGGACAGUUCAGAGAGAGUCACAUGGGGUUGGUCCUCAGGGACUGUAACUGCAGAGGAUACUUCCUACAGGGACAUAUUUUCAUGGGAAGUCUAAAAGGUCAAGGGAAAGGGAGUAAGGAAGCAACAAGGAAAGUAAAAUUUCUCCAAAGGGCAGCCUGCAACUACCUAGAGAUGGUACAGAGGCAUCACAGCCACUACUGGGAGUUCUAAUAGGCUCUUGCAUGGGAGGCCUGACCUUCUAAUUCUACCAUGCUCUAUGCCAUUCUGAGCAUGACCCCUAGCCCAGGAACCUGCAGGUGCCUCUUUUUUCAGACACUGUGAAAGCGCUCUGCACUUUGAUCUGAAUGAAGCUGGUGGGACUGAGGUGGGGCAAAUAUUUUGAUCUCUGCUUAGCUCUUUGAAAACACAAACAGUUCCAACCAAUAAACUUCUUAAGCCCAGGUUUUUUAUUUCAGGCUCAAAGAGAGUACAGAACUAAGAUUUCUAUUAGACAAUCAGGGAGCUUUUAGUAUUGUCCUUCAAAGGUAUCCACCUUCCCCCUGCCCUGGAGAAGUUGCCACUAAAUGUCUAGGGUGUGUGUGUGUGUGUGUUUGGCGGGGAGGGGGUGUAGAUGGAGCAAACAGUUGGAGGGGGGCAAGGUGGUGUCUGGAAGUCAUUGUCUCACUGCCAUACACUUGUUUAUACUUUUACCAAAUGACCAGAUGGAGGCCUGAGCUGGAUUUCUGGGUAGGCAGAAAGCUCAGGUUCUAGAGGCAGGAAGUCUCACUGGCUUAUGCUAAAAUCAAAUAAACCAAAAAAACUGAAAUAGAGUUGAUAGGACUUACAUGCUCAGAGACUCAUUUCCCCUCAUUGCUAAAUGCAGAAAAGAAUGGUAUUUUCUUUUCAAGGUCCUUAGGAGCAAGUAAUCGUAGAUGAAGGACCUUGUACCAGAGAGCAGGUAGAGGCGCCUACCCUUAGGGGGAUGACUACCCUUUCAGGGACAUUUCAAUUAUUUUGCCAAAUUCCUCUCCAAACAGUAACUCUUUCUGUAUAUUCCAAGAUUAAACCAUGCACUGUGAGGACUUCUGAGAACUUUUAGAAGUGUGGCUGGCAGAAACUUGUCAGGAGGGAACAUUCCCUCUCUCUGAGAAAAAAGGUUGGAAGCUGGUCUUCCUCCUUCAGGAAUAGGCAGUGAGGCUUUAUGCAAAGAUAAUGCUGAGCCGUGGUUAUGGGUAUUUCUGUGGGCUCCCCAAUAAAGGAGACUGUUUCAGGGGUCCUCAAGGAUAUGGAAAAAUGAAACUUACUGAAGGUCAUUUCAGAACUGUGAUGUAUAAUAAGAAUAUACAAGUUGCCAAAAUACAUAAAGUUGAUAUUUCAGUUUUAUUUUCAUAAAUAGAUCUAGAUUUAUGGCAAUAUGUAGAAGUGUAUUUAUAGUUUAUCAAGCUCAAGGUAUCAUUUUGCAUUUUAAAGAAAUGUGUAUAUGA
Messenger RNA from Echinops telfairi (small Madagascar hedgehog), 4449 nucleotides. RefSeq names its product choline O-acetyltransferase (gene CHAT). Gene Ontology annotation, biological process: acetylcholine biosynthetic process; neuromuscular synaptic transmission. Gene Ontology annotation, molecular function: choline O-acetyltransferase activity. Bases 7 to 1923 code for a protein of 638 amino acids. The record is from RefSeq and is a predicted model, not a curated record. The transcript has 14 exons. NCBI's taxonomy places the organism in Eukaryota, Metazoa, Chordata, Mammalia, Afrosoricida, Tenrecidae. Gene Ontology annotation, cellular component: neuron projection; cytoplasm.